GGUUUUCUCACACCAUUUUUAAACAGCUAUUUGGUCUUUCAUUGUUGCUUAAAACAACGAUUCUCGUGUUACGUUUGAUAUUCCCACAAUCCCUUUAUACAUACAUAUAAUAACCUCACAAAAAAAUUUAGAAUAUGGAAGUAAUAAGUUCUUUAAUGUCUUCUUUUCUGCUUAAAUUCAUCCACAAAGACUUCCACGAGAUUUACUCAAGAAUGUCAGUCUUCGAUCGCAUGCUACUUCUUGGGUUCCUCCGCAGGGGUCAUUUCUUUGUAUGUGUUGUUCGGAAAGAGGAGGACUCAAUGAUUAUUCGUUCGCCGGAACGUAACUUCGGGAGAAGGGGUGGGGUCGUCGUAACAAAGUAGCCGUACUGGAAGAUCGUGCAUGCAGUUGAUAAGAUGGUUCCGUGGCACAAGCUUCCGGUAUUCUUGGGUUUGGCCUACCUAGGGUUACGCAGACAUCUUCACCAAGAAUAUAAUCUCAUCAAUGUCGGCCAAACUCCGGUUGGGACCCGGUUUAAUCCUGCUGAUUAUCCUUACCGGACUGCUGACGGGAAAUUCAAUGAUCCGUUUAACGAAGGCGUCGGCAGCGAAAGUAGCUUCAUCGGAAGAAAUUGUCCUCCAGUCGAUCAGAAGAUCAAGUUACUGAAGCCAGACCCCAUGGUAGUGGCGACAAAAUUAUUAGCAAGAAGAAAGUUGAUCGACACGGGAAAACAAUUUAAUAUGAUUGCAGCUUCAUGGAUACAAUUCAUGAUUCAUGAUUGGGUUGAUCAUCUUGAAGAAACUAAUCAGAUCGGGCUCGUGGCUCCAAAAGAAGUAGCGAACGAGUGUCCCUUAAGCUCCUUCAGAUUCUUCAAGACAAAGGAAGUUCCUACCGGUUUCUUCGAGAUCAAGACCGGUUCGUUAAAUUCCCGUACACCUUGGUGGGAUUCGAGCGCCAUCUAUGGAAGCAACUCGAAAGCGAUGGCGAGAGUGAGAACUUACAAAGACGGAAAACUAAAGAUAUCGGAGGAGACGGGUCUCUUACUCCAAGACCAAGACGGUUUAGCAAUUUCCGGCGACAUACGUAACAGUUGGGUCGGUGUCUCCGCCUUGCAAGCUCUCUUCAUAAAAGAGCACAACGCUGUAUGCGACGUACUCAAGAAGGAGUACGAUGAUUUGGAAGACGAAGAUUUGUACCGCCAUGCUAGGCUAGUGACGUCAGCAGUGAUUGCCAAGAUUCACACCAUAGAUUGGACCGUUGAGCUUCUGAAAACCGACACUUUACUUGCUGGGAUGCGAACAAAUUGGUACGGAAUUUUAGGAAAGAAGUUCAAAGAUUCGUUCGGACAUGUAGGGAGUUCCAUCUUGGGAGGUAUCGUGGGUAUGAAGAAACCGCAAAAUCAUGGAGUCCCAUAUUCGAUAACGGAAGAAUUCACCAGUGUCUAUCGAAUGCACUCGCUCUUACCUGAUCAGCUCGAACUACGUGACAUCGACGUUGUACCAGGAACUAAGAAAUCACUACCAUUGAUUGAAGAGGUUUCUUUCGGAAAAUUGCUUGGUCCUAAGGGAGAACAAACCAUGUCUCAUAUUGGAUUUACUAAGCUAAUGGUCUCAAUGGGUCAUCAAGCAAGUGGGGCUCUUGAACUGAUGAAUUAUCCAGUGUGGAUUAGGGAUCUUGUUCCCCAUGACCCCAAUGGCUACGAUCGUCCGGACCACAUCGACUUAGCUGCUUUAGAAAUCUAUAGGGACAGGGAGAGGAAUGUUGCACGGUACAAUGAAUUUAGGAGAUCUAUGUUUAUGAUUCCGAUAAAGAAGUGGGAAGAUCUAACGGACGAUAAGGAAGCAAUUGAAGCACUAGAAGACGUGUACGGUGGUAAUGUGGAAGAGCUCGAUCUUCUGGUGGGACUUAUGGCCGAGAAGAAAAUCAAAGGGUUCGCUAUUAGCGAGACUGCCUUUAACGUUUUCCUCCUCAUGGCUACUAGGAGAUUAGAAGCGGAUAGAUUCUUCACGAGUGAUUUCAAUGAAAUGACUUAUACAAAGAAAGGACUUGAAUGGGUGAAUACUACAGAGAGCCUCAAAGAUGUUUUUGAUCGCCAUUAUCCUGAAAUGACCGACAGAUGGAUGAACUCUGAAAGUGCAUUUUCAGUAUGGGAUUCACCACCGGUUGCCAAAAACCCAAUCCCUCUGUAUCUCCGAGUACCACCAUCUUAAAUCAGAUCGAUUAUGUCAGAUGUGACGCACUUUGAAUGACUUGAAUUUUAUUUUAUUGGUAUUGUUGGUUACUGUGAGCUGCGAAUGUGUGUUGCUGGGAGCUCUCAGCAUUAUUCAUCUACUACAAUUAUGUGGAAUAUUUGUAAAAAUGCAUGAUUGCUAUUUGCUUUGCUUUCGUGUAA
Molecule: messenger RNA, 2371 nt
Organism: Brassica napus (rape)
Lineage: Eukaryota; Viridiplantae; Streptophyta; Magnoliopsida; Brassicales; Brassicaceae
Product: alpha-dioxygenase 1
Exons: 11
Coding region: 396-2189 (597 amino acids)
Biological process (GO): response to oxidative stress
Molecular function (GO): oxidoreductase activity, acting on single donors with incorporation of molecular oxygen, incorporation of two atoms of oxygen; heme binding; peroxidase activity
Source: RefSeq, a predicted model, not a curated record